AUGCGUGAUGCCAAGAUCCUAACGUUAAGUGUUCCUUUGUUCAAGAUUAAGUUUGUCGACUCUCUCAGUUUCAUACCGAUGAGGCUCGCUGAUUUUCCAAAAACGUUUGGUUUGAACGAACUCGCGAAAGGCUAUUUUCCCCAUCUAUUCAACACAAACGAGAAUCAAAACUACGUUGGACCCCUACCACCUACUUCAUUUUACCAUCCUGAUGGAAUGAGUCCUGAUGAGAAAGAAAAGUUUUUGGAAUGGCAUAAUGGUUUGAAAGAGAACAAUUACGUGUUCGACUUCCAACAACAGAUCUUGACUUACAGUCGAUCUGAUGUGGAUAUAUUACGUCAUUCCUGUCUGGAAUUUCGCGAGCUGUUUCGUGAUGUUACAGACGUUGAUCCGUUCGAGAAAUGUCUCCCAAUUUUAUCGGCCUGUAAUCUAGCGUUUCGAAAGAACUUCCUGAAAGAAAACACCAUUGCAAUCACUACCCCUCACGGCUAUCGUCCCAAAGACAAGCAAUCCUUCUUGGCUUUAAAAUGGCUUUUGUAUAAGGCUGAAAAGGAAGACCUCUACAUUCAACAUGCUCUUAAUGAAGGAGAUAACGAAGAAACCAACACAGCCUACGAGAUCAAUGGGUGCUUCUGGCACGGUAAGUUAACUCGAAUAAACGCCUACUUCGAAUAAAGACCUUGGAAUAAAAUUAUAAUAUUGUUUUUUCAGGAUGUUUGAAGUGCUAUGCUCGGGACACGGUAAAUCCUGUGAGUGGUAAGACGAUGCAAGAUCUUCAUCAAACUACAAUGGAGAAGAUCAGUUACCUUAAAGAUCAUGGUUUCGGUGUGAUUGAAGUCUGGGAAUGUGACAUCAGGAAAGAACUGGAACAAGAUUAA
Paramuricea clavata is the source of this 878-nucleotide messenger RNA. The record is from the annotation of a GenBank genome assembly. NCBI's taxonomy places the organism in Eukaryota, Metazoa, Cnidaria, Anthozoa, Malacalcyonacea, Plexauridae.